GCGAAAGGAAGCUCAGAGAUUUGGACAGGCGCGCGCGUGGCGAUAGUUUGUCGCUCGCACCUGUUCCCGCUCCGGCUCAUCUCGGGAGUGAUCGGCUAUGGCGUCGCAGCGGACCGUGGCGGUGCCGGCGAGAUGCGCCGCGACGUGGGCGGAGGAGCGGCGGCCGUUCACGGACCCGAUCGAGAUCCCGGCGGCCUCGGGCGCGGCGAGGCGGGAUAUUGACAGGGAGGACGGGGAGGGCGACUACGGCGGCGGCGGCGAGGUGGUGCCGCCGCACGUUCUCCUGGCGCGGCGGAGGGCGGCGUUCUCGAUGUGCUCGGGGCAGGGGCGGACGCUCAAGGGCCGGGACCUCCGCCGCGUGCGCGACUCCGUCCUGCGCAUGACCGGCUUCAUCGAGAGCUAGCUAGCCAGCGCGCCGCGGCGGCGGCGGCGGCCAUGCGAGACCACUGGGCACUGGCCGCUCUCGCCACGGUCUGAUUAGUUGGUUAAUAACUUAAUAUCAUAUCUGCGACACAUUUUCCUCGAUGGCAUUUUGUAAAUUGGUUCGAAAUGUGAGGUCAAUAAAUACUUCUGUUGAUGGAUGCAAUCAUGCAAACGUAUCGUGUACAUGCACAGAUUGAUUAGACAAACAAAUAAAUGGUGCUUGUCAAAAUGC
Messenger RNA from Oryza brachyantha (malo sina), 655 nucleotides. RefSeq lists its product as uncharacterized. Bases 98 to 403 code for a protein of 101 amino acids. Lineage: Eukaryota; Viridiplantae; Streptophyta; Magnoliopsida; Poales; Poaceae. The record is from RefSeq and is a predicted model, not a curated record. The transcript has a single exon.